Molecule: messenger RNA, 2002 nt
Organism: Cyprinodon variegatus (sheepshead minnow)
Lineage: Eukaryota; Metazoa; Chordata; Actinopteri; Cyprinodontiformes; Cyprinodontidae
Gene: gspt1
Product: eukaryotic peptide chain release factor GTP-binding subunit ERF3A-like
Exons: 14
Coding region: 1-1761 (586 amino acids)
Biological process (GO): translation
Cellular component (GO): translation release factor complex
Molecular function (GO): GTP binding; translation release factor activity; GTPase activity
Source: RefSeq, a predicted model, not a curated record
AUGGACCCGAGAGACACAGCCCCGGAUUCAUGGGAGCUGGAGGAGGAUGCCGAGGCCCCAGCUCCGGCGGCGGAGCUCCCAGCCGCCUUCGCUGCCCUCAAUGUCAACGCCAAGCCGUUUGUCCCCAAUGUGAAUGCCCCGGUGUUUGUACCGAGCUUCCUUCAGGCCAGCAACGCCGAAAUGCCGGGCUCAGACGGUCCCCCUGAACCAGCUGCAAACAUGGAGGUGGCAGACACAGCCGCUCCAGUGGAGAAUGGAAACACAGAGGCUGACAUGACAGUGGAGGAGGAAACAUGGGAGCAGAAGGAGGAGCCCGGGGGAGGAGAGGGAGGUGGGGGACACGAAGGUCUUGGAACAGAGGGAGGAUGCGAAGAGGCCGGGGCUUCUGGGAAAGAAGACGAUGAGAUGAUGGAGGAAGAAGAGGAGGAGAUACCCAUUCCUAAGGUGGCUCCACCGCCGCCUGAUGCACCCAAGAAAGAGCAUGUGAACGUGGUCUUCAUUGGUCAUGUCGAUGCUGGUAAAUCGACCAUUGGAGGACAGAUCAUGUACCUAACUGGAAUGGUGGACAAGCGAACCCUGGAAAAAUAUGAACGAGAAGCUAAAGAAAAGAACCGGGAGACAUGGUAUUUGUCGUGGGCUCUUGACACAAAUCAGGAGGAGAGAGACAAAGGGAAGACAGUGGAGGUCGGGAGAGCUUACUUUGAGACGGAGAAAAAACAUUUUACCAUCCUGGACGCUCCGGGACACAAGAGCUUCGUCCCCAACAUGAUUGGGGGAGCGUCGCAGGCCGAUCUAGCUGUUCUGGUAAUUUCGGCAAGAAAGGGUGAGUUUGAGACGGGAUUUGAAAAGGGUGGACAGACGAGGGAGCAUGCCAUGCUGGCUAAAACGGCCGGAGUAAAACAUCUCAUUGUUCUGGUCAACAAGAUGGAUGACCCCACUGUGAACUGGAGCCUAGAGAGGUAUGAGGAGUGUAAAGAGAAGCUGGUGCCAUUUUUGAAGAAGGUGGGCUUCAACCCUAAGAAGGACAUCCAUUUUAUGCCUUGUUCUGGACUCACAGGUGCCAACCUCAAAGACCCCGUGCCUGAGUGCCCCUGGUACACAGGUUUGCCAUUUAUUCCCCACCUGGACAGUUUGCCAAACUUCAACAGAUCCAGCGACGGACCCGUUAGACUACCAAUCGUGGACAAAUACAAGGAUAUGGGCACAGUCAUUCUCGGGAAGUUGGAGUCUGGCUCUAUCAGUAAAGCUCAGCAGUUGGUCAUGAUGCCAAACAGGCACACCGUGGAGGUACUGAGCCUCCUCAGUGACGACGUGGAGACGGACGAUGCGGCGCCUGGGGAGAACCUGAAGCUGCGGCUGAAAGGAAUAGAGGAGGAAGAGAUUCUCCCUGGGUUUAUCCUGUGCAGCCCGGACAAUCUGUGCCAUUCUGGACGCACCUUUGAUGCCCAGAUCGUCAUCAUUGAGCACAAGUCGAUCAUCUGCCCCGGUUACAAUGCAGUCCUUCACAUCCACACCUGCAUUGAAGAAGUGCAAAUCACAGCAUUAAUCUGCCUGGUUGAUAAAAAGACGGGAGAGAAAAGCAAGACGCGGCCGCGCUUUGUGAAGCAGGACCAGGUGUGCAUCGCCAGGCUCCGGGCAGCAGGGGUCAUCUGCUUAGAGACCUUCAAGGACUUCCCCCAGAUGGGACGAUUCACUCUAAGAGAUGAAGGUAAAACUAUCGCCAUCGGCAAAGUCCUGAAGCUUGUUCCAGAAAAGGACUAAAUGCACCAGCGCCAGCAUGCAUGGAGUUCUUUCACCUGUUACCCGGCGGGGAAACGCUGCCAGAGCCGACUCAGACAGCUACUCUCUCUCUUUCUCUCUCUGUCUCUCUCUCUCUCUCUUUAAAAACAUCUUUGUUGAAGAUAAGAUGAACACCAACGAGGGAGGAGGAGGAAUAAAAGUCAUGUCAUGUGAAGAAAAAGAAAACAAGACUGAAUCAGUUUUUUAUGAUGAACAAUAUAUA